CUUAAACUAAUGUUCUCACAAAAUGGUAAAACGACUUUUUGUUGUUUAUAUUUUACAGCUCUGCCAUCAAAGUGAGUAUGUUUUAUUUGUUUUAUAUGCCUGAAUCAUUUUCUUGUUACAGUGUUAGAUUGCAACAGUGUGGGGAGCCCAGAGAAAAAUGUCACGUAUUGUGUAUUAUUGUGUAUUAUUGUGUAUUAUUGUGUAUUAUUGUGUAUUUGGUAUAUAUAUAUAUUUUUUUGGAUAUGUACUCCACAACAUAGAACAAAAAGAAACAAGUUUAUGCUACAGAAAUGUUAUAUUUUGUAUGUGUGCGAACACUUUGUAGUGUUUUAUAUAUUUACUAAUUUAUUUAUAGUUCAAUUUUAUAGGAAUAUAUUAGUACAGAUGAUGUACCCAGGGAAAGCACACUACUAUUCACACACUGAGUUACAAAAGGAGAAAACAAAAAAGCACCGUAUAAGUAUCGUUAUGUAUCAGACAUAAUAUUGCAUUUAGAAAUAGGAAUGUGUGUAUACAUGUUUCCUAUGAAUGCGUACAAUAAUACAUUAAUUUGUACAAUUCACAAUCUUAUAAAUCUUUUUUCUUUAGGAUAAUUUUUAACUUACAAUUAGUCAUUUAAGUUAGUCUGCAAUUAGAAUUUAUAUGAACAUGGUACAGUAUCACACAUAAUGUUACUGAAUUCAGUCGGCUUAGAUCGAAAAUCUUGAUAAACCAUUGACUAGAGUGCAGAGAGUAGUUGUGAAUGGAAACAUUUCAAGUUUUCAAGUUGGACAAAUGUGAAGUGUGGUGUGCCACAGGGUUCUUUCCCUGGGUCCAUUUCUCUUUAAUCUGAUUAUAAAUUAUAUUGAAGUGGACAUUGAAAGUCAUGUGUCACUGUUUGCAGAUGACACAAACUCAGUCUGAAAAUGAUAUAACUUCUCUACAGAGGGAUUUCAAUAAAUAGGAGGGUCUGGACAGGCAAGAGACAGAAAAUAGUCAAUACAGACAAAUGUAAAGUUAUGCAUUUUGGAAAAAGAAUCCACAAGCAAUGUGUACAUUAAAUGGGGUUACAUUAGGGAUAACAUUAAAUGAAAAGGACAUAGGGGAACUUAAAGAUAGCAAACUAAGCAACAUAAUGCAAUGCCGGUCUGCCGUUGCAAAGGAUAGUAAGGUGCUGUCAUGUAUAAAAUGGGGUAACGAUUCACAUGACAAAGAUUGAAUUUUGCCUCUUUAUAAGUCAGUGGUAAAACCCUACCUUGUACAUGCUUUGCAAUUGUGGGCACCAGUUGUAAAGAAUGGUAUUACAAAAUCAUGGACAAUAAAAUGAAAAGGGGGACAGAAGACGUUAUUAAUGGAGAAAUGUUAGAAAAACUGCAUUUAUUUUUCUUAAGAAAAAAAAAUCUGAUAUGAUAACAUAUACAAAUAUAUACAGAAUCAGUACAAACCACUAACAUGUUCAUUAGCAGGAAUAUACAAAAGACAAGAGGUCACCUAUUGAGACUGGAAGAAGGGCAUUUUCGUUUACAGCAAAAUAUAUUUCUUAAGAAAAAGACAUGGAGAUUUUUUAAUAAAACAAAACAGAAUGUUAAAGGAUAUAAUUGAUAUGUAUAGGACCAGGGUGUUGAUCCAAGAAAAAAUCUAAUUUUGAAAUCAUCAAUUCACUUUGUUUUAAAAAGGAAAUAAUGAUUAAAAAGUGUACAACACUUAUAGUGUGUUAACUACAUGAAAUUUCAAGAGAACAAAAAAGUUUUAUAAAAGUCUAUGCUCAAACAGCACCAUUUUAACGUAUAUUUUUUAUCUAUACAUAGCUGUAUUUUAUUUUUGUAUAAUGGCUGUUCCUCACAUUAAUGGGUUGCAGAAUAUUCCAUCAUAUUGGAGGAUAAACAUUCACGCCUUGAGGUUUGUUCUAGUGAGCCCAAUCAUUUGCCGUAGCAGAGUUUAUUCUGGACUCUUGGUUAAUAUUGUUUUAGAGCAAUUUUAUUUUAUUUGUAAAUUGUUUGCUGAAGAACAUUUCUACUUCUCUAGAGAAUGCACAUUAGUGCACACCUGCAUUUGGCAGAUCCAGCCCAUAUACUGUGCGGAUGUUUCGGUACACAACCCCAGCAACUUGGAUGUCCCUCUCAGUGUAUGCUGUCAUAGCUAACACCUUGCAUCCAGCCACUAUGUGCCCUCUCUCUAUUACUGAAUAAAAACUACAUUCAGUCUUGCUAAUUGGUAUUUGUAAGCGACUUUAUGUAAUUGUUGAGCUUGUAAAACUGCUGUCUGUAUAUGAUUAGACUGUCCACAAUGAAUUUUAUUAGUAUCUUUUCACCAGAGGAUGUACCAUGUGUGUUGUUAGUGGAGGUCUUUGAAGGAUGAAGCCCUAAAUGUUGGGUUCUUUAGUCUAGGUGUCUAGACAUGAUGGAGGGGCAGCUAAAUAUUAUUGUUUUCUUUUAAUAUCAUUCUUACAUCAGGCAACUGAUUCUUAAACAAUCAGCUGAUAUAGAAAAGACCACUAGUAUAGUUCUCCAGGCUAGUAUAGUUCUCCAGGCUACUAAGGGACUAGCAUUGCCCCUUACCCCUCAGGUGUUAGUCAUUGGUGGAGAGCUGGGCAUAUGGACUGUGCUGUAUCAUUUCUCUACCCUUUCACCAUUGCUUAAGUAAUGUAGCUAGGAAGGAUUGCAUUGAACACCUGGACAUACACUCUGACUACUUUUUUUCUUUGACAUCCUGGCUCAGUUAGUGGUCAAUGUUUGUAUAGAGAAACAGUUAUAUGGCUCCUAGGGUGGAGCCUUGGAGUAGGGGCAUGGAGUUUCCUUUUGCCCCAAGCCCCAUGUGUUUCUGGAAUCCAGUAACAGCCCUUGGAUGUGCAAAUUAGUAAAAGUUUUAAACAAUGUGUCAGGAUUACUGAUUGAUCCAGCAUUAGUGAUGUCCUGAACGGUUCGCCGCGGACUCAUCAUUGAGUAAACUUUGACCCUGUACCUCACAGUCAGCAGACACGUUCCAGCCAAUCAGCAGCAGACCCUCCCUCCCAGACCCUUCCACCUCCUGGACAGCUCACUAAGAAUGCAGCUUCACAAUAAAUGUAAAAUGGAUGCUGUCCAGGAGGUGGGAGGGUCUGCUGCUGAUUGGCUGGAAUGUGUCUGCUGACUGUGAGGUACAGGGUAAAAGUUUACUCAAUGAUGAGUCCUCGGCGAAACGUUCGCGGCGAACCGUUCGCGAACUGUUCGACGAACCACUCGGGACAUCACUAUCCAGCAUGUAGAACUGUAUCACACCUAGGACUAAAAGGUAACAUCUUACCGGGCCUAAGAAUGGUCAGACUUAACGUACCAAAGAAUAGUCAGGAUACUUGCCGAGGUUGGGGGGCACAGAAUGGGACACAAGGAUAAGUGAAAGCCAGAAAUCAGGGAUACCAGAAUACAGGGAAGUCAAACAAAGCCUGCAUCCACAAACAUGUUGCAAGAGUCAUUUAUACAGACGCACGGCCGCUGGGCGCAAAUACGCAAGGUGAGGAGGAAUAUGUUACACAAUGUCUAUAUGCAUAAUGCUGAAUGUAGAGAAACUUUAUUAUGUUAUUACUUUAUUUAUAAAGUGCCAACACAUUCCAUAGCACUGUCCAUGGGAUCUAUUGGUACAAGUAAAAAGACAAAGACACAAUACACCUAUGCUUCUAUUGACAUACAUUUCCCGUAGGAGUUAUUAAUUGAUACAUUUUAUCUGGGUUGGGAGUUAAUUGUUGGGCUCCUUCUCCUCUGUUAUUUUGCAUAGCAAGUGAGUAAACACUUUUACAACAUAGCUUCCAUUUAUUAUAUCUACCUAUCAAAUUAUCAUAAGUAUAUAUUUUGGAACAGUCUGAAUAUGGAAGCAGUGUCUGAGUAUUUGGAUGUAUUCCUCUGGUUUUCCUUGUACACAAUGGAGAGCAAGCUGUGUAUAAUUUUUGGUGCAUAUGUAUGUAGGGCUAAUGUGACCCCAUAGAAUCCAUACCCCUCUGUUUCAAUUUGUUAUACAUGUUUGGGACUGGGGGCCAAAAAUAAAGAAUAUAUGUCACUUUUCUACCUCUGAGCAUUACCUGUCAGGGAACUUAUAUAUAAGGGACAAUCUUUAAUAGUGGGCAGAGCCAGAUUAAGAGCACAUUGGGCCUGGUGCUGACAAUUAUGAUGGCCUAAUUACAGAAUCUUAUUGACAGAAAACACUAAAACUAAACUUCCCAAGUAUCAUGUAUCUAGCGGAGGAGGUGCUGGAGGGAAGCUCACAGGAUGAAGCUAUAAGAAAACACAUGCCCUAUGCUAAUGUCUCACUUUCCUCUUUCAUGUAAAUCCAAACUCCCUAACAGCAGUGUCUGGUGAAGCAGGAUGUCAGUGGGUGGGGUAACGUAACCAAACACGUAACCAAAACCGUCCAAGGGGGUGAACAUGCCCAAAAAGCGGACAUGUCUGCCUGAAGAUUAGAAGGUCAGCCUGGUGUAAAUGCAUGACAGGCUGCCUGCCAAUCAUGCAUGCUGGCAAACAAAGAGCAUACCAUGCAGACAGCACCCUGAGCUUGGCAUAAAUAUGUCUAAUGAUGCGCUAGCUCUACGUUUUCUAAGGACUGUCCCCUAGCACUCGCUGGUCCACUCCUCUCCUAACCUUCUUACUAGCAGACAGAAGCUCCUGUUAUAUAGUCUGGGACAGAGAAAAAAAGUGUAUGUAGCGAAUGUAGAAGAAAGGGAACAUGGCAUAGUGUUAGAGAGACUGAAGCAGCAAGAGCAUUUGCAUAGUGAGCAAAGUCAGCUUUACCUUAACUAAUUUUAUUGUCAGCCAGUCCACACUAGUUUUGUUCCCCUACAUCCCUCUUACGUUUCUGUAAUUAAGCAAGAGCAUGUGAAGAGUAGUAAAAAAAAACCUAUAUAUUUUAUUAAAAUCAGUGGGCCUUUUCCAUGGGCAUGGAGCUGCAGCUCCAUCAGCCCCUAUGUUAAUCUGGACCUGAUGGUGGGCCACAAACUGGGGUAUACAUUGUCCACUGCAAAUAUUUUAAAAAUGUUUGCACUUGGUUAAUAUAAUAUCUUCUUAUUUUCUCACAAUGUUUAAUACAAGAUGGUAUUUAAAAAUAAUUGUAUUUAUGUUGUAACAUUUGUUCUAAUUAUAGAUGUAUUUUUGUUUUGACAGUAUUUUCUUGUGAUGCUCUAAAUGUAAUUCAGUCGCCAAAGCGUUUAGUGUUACUGGAAGGAGAGAGCGCGGUUAUAAAUUGUACCUGGGAUCCUGACCAUAGAGCGAAGCAGAUCAGAGUGGAAUGGAGAAUAUCUAACAUUUCAUCAACAGAAGAGGAAAAUAAAACACUUUUAGCAUCUGUUCUAUGGAAAGGAAAUGAUACACGCAACGUUACACAAAGGAAUCACAAUAGGAGUACUUAUAAUUUAUCUAACGGUAAAGCAGAGCUACGGAUUAACUCUGUCACAGUGAGAGAUGAAGGAAUUUACUUCUGUGAGAUCAAUAUUGAAAUACCAAGACUUCAGCAUGGAAGAGGAAAUGGCACCGAAUUAGGUAUCAAUAAAUUAAACAAUACUGACAAUACUGGUAAGGAUAACUGUGGUAUGAAUGAAUACAUAAAGACUUUAAAAUUAUAACAUUACUUCCAUGAAACCAAUAUUGUAACUUGAAUAUAUAGGGGAGAGUUUCAGAGUUUCUUACACAAAUUCUCUAUAGAAUGGAGAAUAUUUUAUCAAAAUGCAUAAAAUAUUUUUACAAUACAGUACUAUGUUAGAAAUACCAAAGUAAAAAAGAGUGUGUGCAUAUUCUCUGUUUGUGUUUGUUUGGGGCUCUUUAGCAAGGCACAGUGAGCACAGGUUCCACAUCUAGAUUACCCUUUUUGGUUAGUGGGAGCCCUAGCAAAUUGCAUUGCAACAAAAACAGCCAUUAUGAGAACUCGGAGAAUGGACAAAAGCUUAAAGAAACUCAGGAGCUUGCCUUCCUCCAGUGUUGCUGUAUCUCUCAUGCAGAGGGAACUUGCGGCAUUUUGGUUCUGGACUGCCCUUAUAGGCAGGAUCAGUCUGAUAUGCAAAUUAUAUACGUCUUCUCUUCACAAGUGAGCAAAUACUUUUUUGAGACCUGAGUUGGAACUAACCAAAGGGCAAGCCACUGAGUUCCUCUAAACUUUUGUCUGUUCUCAGAAUUCUCAUAUUCUCUGUUUUUGCUGCAUUUGCUUGGGCUCUCCCUAAGCUAAAAGUUUGAUUUAGAUGUGGACCCCGUGCUCACUGUGUCUAGAGUAGUAUCUGCUACACAUUGCUGAGAAGACCCAAUGAAGGCCAAAACUAUCAUCCAGUGUUCCUGUAUUUCUCAUAUAGAGGGAACUUGCAGGCAAUUUGGUUCUGGACUGCCCCUACGUAUGGGAACUGUCUGAUACACAAAUAGAAUAGAAUGUCUUGGUAAUGGCAAAAGUGAGCAAAAACAUUUUAGAGACCUGAGUGGGAAUUAACCGAAAUGUUUCUCUAAGCAUUUGUCCAUUAUCAGAAUUCUCAUAUUCUCUGUUUUAAUCAAAAUAGGGAGCUUUUGUGUUUAGUAGUAGCUUUCAUUUUCAUUAUUUUGCUCUUUUAUUUGCUUAAUAGAUAAGUCCCUAAUUAUGGCAAUCCAACUUAAGGUUACUGAACACAGUGAAAUCCAGCAACUGCAGUGGGAGAGCAGGAAGAGAAAAAUAGUGCAAAAAUAUCAUCCUGCUUUUAUACAUGGCAGAAAGACAUUUUGCUUUAUACACACGAUGACACACUCACUCUCUACUCAGGCACAGAAUACCAUGCCUCCCAGCUGUCCUGCUUUUGGCGGGACAAUCCCGCAUCCGAGGACAUCUGGGAACUGUCCCUGCGCAGCACAGCAGUGCUCCCUGCAUGGUACUGAUAGCUGGGGCCCAACCAGGCAGAUUAUUAGCGGACGAGCCCGCCUCUUUUUUAGAUGCCCCUGCCCUUUUCUGGGCAGACCCAACCAUUGUGGGAAUCACUAGUGUUGUGGAUUGCGUCACUGAUGGCACACCAUCAUGGUCCCACCCCAUGUCCUGACUUCCUAAAGAUCCAAGUUGGAGAUAUGCUACACAUAAAAUACGCACAAUGAUACACACUUUUAUAUACACGCUCAGGCAUAGUGAACACACAAUGUGUCAUGGCCUGAGUAGUCUAGGUGUUGUUCAGCCAUGAAUUUGAACACAUUUCUGUGUCAAUACAGAUGCAAAGCAUCAUCCCUGCAUCUUUUUUAAUACUUAGUAUGUGCCCAGCAGAGGCGAUUGUCUAAUUAGGUGAGUUAGGCAGCUAACUCUGACUGCCAUUCUUGACCCCAGAAUGGCAGUUAGAUCUCUCCUUGGAUCAAUAUGCUACAUCCCACUAAUUAAAAACGAUAUUACUGAAUAUUAUGUUUUUGCCAACUUCUAGUUGCUUUUAAAAAAUCUGUACAGACUCAAAUAGAGAAUUCCACAUCCCAAUUGUUGUUACUGCAAAGAACCCUUUCCUUUGCCUUAUGCUAAAUCUCCUUCCUUCCAGUCUACAUGGGUGACCUUGUGUCCAAUGUACAGUCCUAUUUAUGAAAAGAUUUCCAGACAAAGAUUUGUAUUGACCCCAAAUAUUUUUGUAUGAUAUCCCCUGUGAUGUGCCAUUUUUCCAAACUGAAGAGCUUUAAAUGUGUUAGUCUUUCUUCUUAAUAAAAACCUUACAUUCCCCUUAGAAUUUUUUUUUAGCCCACCUCUUCAAUUUUUCUUGUGCCAUGAGAUCCUUCCAAAAGUGCUAAAAAUUACAAUGUUCAAGUUGUGGUCAUUUAUAAAGCGACAUGAUUGUAUGUUAGUCUAAAGACUUAAUGUCACUUUUUCUGCAUGACAGUACCUUACUAGCCUUAGAUAUUGUUGUCCAGUUUGUUGUCUAUAAUUAUUCCAAAAUCCUCCUCAUAUGUAGUUUCCUUAACUCACUACCAAUUAGGAUGUAAAUCACCUGUGUAUUCUUGACCCCAAAGUGCAUAAAUUAGCAUUUAUCUAUAUUAGAUUUCAUCUGCAUUUGUGUGCCCCGUCUCGAAAUAUAACUAAAACCCCCUGCAACAAAGUAAUAUCCUGCUCUCAUUAUAUUGCCUUCCAUCUGCCACAUGACUUUCAAUGAUUAUUUAAAGAUGAUUUAUUUAUUGGCUGAAUAGAAGUGGUCUCAGAACAGAUGCUGGAAGCAGACCACUUUCCACUUUUGUCAAGCUUGAAAAAUUCCCAAGCAGAUCACAUCCACUGCAACAUCCAGAUCUAUACUCUUACUUUCUUCUUUGUAUAAUGUGAUUAACCAUGCUGAUUGCUGCUAAUGACAUUGGUGUUUCCAAUGAAUUCCUGAAUAUUUAUUGUUAGUUACCCUACAAAUACUUUUUCAGCCACAGAAGUUAAAGCAACACAAUGCACACCUGGAGUGCUUUAUGUGUAGAGAGAGUGUGUCCUUUUUUUUUCUUUUUCAGAAAGUGCAGAUUUUAAAAGAAAUUGGCACAUUUAUAAAAGGAUGUUGUUACAAUCGGUGUCAAUUAGACAAGUCCUGUUACUUCCUGGUUUGGUUAGCUCAUUGGAGCUAAAUUUGAGAUGCAGACAAUUGCCCAGAGCAUCUGCCUUACAAAGACGUCUCAUUGAACUGAAUUGUGAAGUCCUUAAUUAGACAGCCAUUGUAUUUGGGCAAUGGAGUGUCCUUUUAAGAAUAACAAAAAUAAAUGUAUUAAGGCACUUCAAUGAUUAAUUAUUUAGCUUAAACAUCAAAAGUGCAUGUGCUGCUCUAAAUAGCAUGUGUCUUAGACAUCCAGAAAGUACAAAUAAACCAAAACAUAAAGUGUGCAUAAUGCUAUAGAUAACCCACCAAAGCAUUGUGGUUUAAAAUAGUAGAGGAAAAAUAAUACUUCCCCUUUAAAUCUUCUUGUUAUUUUUAUGGAUUUUUAUAUGUUCCUUAGACUUUGUAAGAUUUUACAUUCAUGUAUUCAUUAUGCACAUAUAAGGAGAUUUAAACAGGAAAUAUUUUUCUUUCUUUUUUCCCUGUACUAUUUAAUGCCACUAAUCUUUGGGAUUUCAUUUUGAGCUCACAGGUCUGUAAUUUCUAAGCAGACAUAUUGAACUCUUUUUGAAUAUAAGUACCACAUAUGCAUUUCUUGAAACAUCUGUUAUGAUUCCUGAAAAAGGAGUUAUGAAAGAUUAAAAACAAAGGUUCUGUUAUGUCCACACUUAGCUCAUUAACUACUCAUGGAUGAAUACCAUUUGGCCAUUGUUUGCAUUAGCUUUCUGCAAUGCUUUGUCUUAAGUUAUCCAAUCACAAUUUGUAUAUGUUUUUUUGCAGCACAAAAAGAGUUUGUGCCAGUUAAUGAGUUAAAAUUCCCCUUACUAUAAAAUAUGUUUUAGUAUACCCCAUGUGGAUUUGCUUUCUUUAUUUCAAGACAUCACAUUGCGGUCAGCAUUUCCCAAUUAUUCCCUUAUCUGAAUGUUUGACAAAAGAUCAACAUUGUUUGUUAUAACCAGAAACAGACAAGCAUCCUUUCUAGUUGGUGCUUCUACCAAUUGUGACAUGAAGGUGUCAUUUAACAGGUUUAAAAACCUGAUCAACUGUUCCCUCUAUCCUAAAUGUGUAACUUUCCCAAUUUGCUCUAACAGCUGUUUGCUCUAAUCAAUAUUAAUAUUAGGGGGUUUAUAGCAUUUUCCAGCUUAUAAUUGAUUUCCCCUCUUUUGCCUAAGCAGAUAUCUACCCAUUAAGGCUUCCACAUUUUUCAGUUUUCCUUGUCACAUAUCACUUGCUUACUAUUUGGUUUAUCUCGUGGUUGACAUAAAUACAUACAUACCCCUCUACCUUUCCAUUUUUUUUCAUCCUUAAUGAAUGACAUGGAAACAUUUAAUUACCCAAUUUUAUGUGGCUCAUCUCACAAUGUUUCAGUAAUAUUUAUUAUCUCAUAUUGCUUAGUGAAUGCUAUUGCCUAUAGUUCACCCAUUUUGUUAUUGAGGCUCCUUGCAUUAGUAAGCAUAAAUGUAAUAUUGUCACAAGCCACUGGUACUGCGUGCACAUUUUUAUUAUAUACCUCCUCUCUUCCGAUCUUACCAUUCCCCCCAAUUCCACCCCUUGUUGUGAACUAAAUCCCAUCUUCUUUCUACUCUGUCUUUGUUUUGUAGACUUUUGUGUCACACCCACCACUACCACCACUAGUUUUAAAUAUCCUCCAACCUUUUAAAGAUCCCAUCCCCCAGUACAGCAGAUCCUCUUUUUUAUUCAAGUGAUGGAGGACAGAAUGAUUUUUGUUGCACUUUAACAAGUGCCUAGUAGGUAAUGUGCAGAUUACCUAGGUAAUGUGAGAAAUAUUUGAGAAACAAAAUCAUUUUCUGCACUUUAACUGAUCGCCCUAGUUAAUCGGCAGAUUAACUAGGUAAUGUGCACAUUAACUGAUUUCUGCACUCUAACUGUAACAUAUAUAUAUAUAUACAUAUAUAUUGUGUUCAAGUAGAGAUUGUAGCAGUAUAUUUUAAUAUAUAUAUAUAUAUAUAUACAUAUAUAUAUUAAAAUAAAUAAGUGUUCUCACCAUGAGAAUCCAUGCUGAGUUCAGUGCUAUGUUAGCUGAAUAGUCCUAUAACAAUGAUAUUAUUAUUAAUGCAUACUAUCUUAUUUUAAUAUGUUAAUUUUCAGCUGUCUUUUCAGGAUUUUCAAAUUGGCUUGACAAAUACAAAUGGUACCUAACGCCGAUCUCCGCUAUCAUCAUUCCUGUUUUGAUAUUAGUGUACUGCUUAUACCGCAAGAGGAAAAGAAGAAGAGGUAUUUUUAUGUUCCUUAUUAUAAAUAGAAAUUUGAAUUUAAGAUAAAAACAUAUAUAUGUAAGAAUUAUUUCAUAAAAUGGAUGUCAUGUUUGUGAGCCAGAAUAUAUGUGUGGAUCGUGUUUAGUGCAUUGACAGAUGGACAGACAGAGACAGAGGAAUUCAUUAAAUGUGCUGUGCGCUACCAGUUGAUCUUGUUAAUCAUGUUGCACUUAAAUAUGCAAGUAAAGAACUGGCAUGUCACACCAUGCUAUCAUGCCAUACCCAUACUGUCAGGAUGGUAUGACAGUUCGUCAUUUGGAAAGUGUUUAAUCCUGCAAAACAAUUCUAGCAUGUAAAAAAAAAAAAAUCAGAACAGGUUAAGCAGUAUAAAAAUGUCUGAAUACACAAAGCCAUUAUUUUUAUACCUAGUAGAACAGGUACAUCCAUUCUUCCAUAAUAUGUAAAUACGUAGCUUACAAUUGAUAUUUUCUAUCCAGUGGCCCAUUGUUUGAUGUGCAGAUGAACACAUGGUCUUCUUGGACCUUUUUUCCAACUUGCUCAAUGUGCAAGCCAUUAAAUAAACUAAAAUAUGAUCAUGUUCAUGUGUCUUUAAAUUGAUUCACAACACCUCUGUGACAAUGCAAGAAUUUACUUUCACCUAAUACUGCUAUCCAAAUAUUUUCACAAGAGACUAUUAUCGGUAGAGAAAGCUAAAAUCAAACAGAGAGGCGAUAAACUCAGCUAUGUACUAACAGUGGAAAAGCAAACAAACAACAAACAAAAGUAAUUUGUCAUAGACAAAAUAGUCUAAUUUGAUUGGAUCUGAACCUGUUGCACAAAAAUCUUUCUAAAGCUAUCAGAAUGGAACUAUUGCAAAAGUGCAAAACAUCUACAAUUUCUCCAUGACAACAGAGUGCUGCUUUGUGUGUUUGUAGUUGAUAGUGCAUUACUUGAGAUCUUCGCAAAAUAGCGCUGGAGGGAGAGCUCAGCGGUUGGCUGUACUGACAGCUCAGCACAACAUGUGUACCUGUGUCUUUGUGUAUCUAAGUGUAUGCAUAAGUGUGUCAGUGUGUGUAUCAGUAUGUAUGUCAGUGUGUAUGUGUACCUGUGUUUCUGUGUAUCAUUGUGUGCACAUAUCUGUGUCAGUUUGUGCAUGUAUACAUCUGUAUACAUUUAAGUGUGUAUGUGUACCAGUGUAUCUAUGUGUACCUGAGUUUGUGUGCAUAUCUGUGUCUGUGUGUCAGUGUGUGUAUAUCUGUGUGUGGCAGGGCAUACAUCCAAGCAUUCAAAUGACAACACUGCUCACAAAUACGCCACUCCAUUCAAGCACCAACACAGCACACAAAUGUGCCUGUGAAUUCAGGCAUCACUUCUGCAUUGAAACACCAACACUAUGCAAAAAAUACACUGUUGCACUCAAACACACACAAUACACACAAACACUGCCCUGCAUUCAAAUGACAACAGUGGAUGCAAACAAACAAAUGCAUUCAAACAUCAAUACUACACACAAAUACACACUUAUUGUUGCAAGAUAGUAAUACAUUGCGUUUAUGACAUUGUGUGCAGCUGUUCUUUGUGCACUGCUUUUCUUGUUUGCGCGUAUGUGUAGUUAUAAAUUUUAUGCAUUCACCCUAAGUUCCAUACCUAUUGAAUUUGGCCCUCCAGAAGAAAUACGUGUGACACUCCUGAUCUAGACCCCCAAUACAUGUUUGGAAAGUUCUAGAUAGCUGAUUGUACAUUCCCUGGUUAAAUAUUUUGAUAUUACUAUUAAGAUUUUUAUGUGCAAGUUGUUUCAACCUGCUCUAGACCCUAAGUGCAAAAUAUAUAUUUUCACAUCUGGACUGCAUGGGCCCAUAGUAAAUGGAAUGCCAAAGGUAUUGCAUUAAUAAAACGUUAAAAAUAAAAAUAUAAGGACACAGUUAGCACUUAUUAAAAAGUAAUGCACUUCAAAACACUGAUGUGUAUCACAGAGGAUCUGAGACCACCAACUUCAGCAAACGACAUGUUUUUCAAGAUGUUCUCGUGGGUGGAAGCCCCAGUGUUCAUCGCUCAAUGUGGUUUGAAGAACAUUCAGAGGUUGAUCUUUACCACAGAGAAACCAAGGUGCAAACUAUAGACAGAAUUACUGUUUUCCCCUAAAAUUAAGCUAACAAGGUUUUUAUCUUAAUUUAAAAUCUCAUAAAAUCUCAUGCAGAAUAUUUUUUGUUUUUGUGAAAGUAAUUGUAAAUUAAAUGGAAUGAUUGUCACAAAAUCAGAAAGGAUUAAUUGUAAGGCGUGUGUGGUCUUUCUCUAUUCUUCUUGAAUUAACAUAUUGGAAGUGUUCUGGAAUAUGUUUAAACAUUGAUUAAUUAAUAGUGAUGGGGCAGACAUCUUGUAUUUUGUUUUUUGUUUUUAUUUCUGACACAGCUGCUAAGGUGUAUCUUUUCCCUAUAAAAUAAGAAAUAUCAAUUGAGAUAUUACUAGUAUGCCUUAAACACUUGUUAUUCCAAUGCUGAUUAGACAAAGUUUUUGCAAGAAAAACUGCUUUAUUUUAUUUUUAUUAUUCUCUGUUUUGUGAUACAAUUUCUGCCACACUGUACACCUUAUACCUGUCUCGUUAGUUUUGAAUGGAGAGAGGCUUUUUUAAAUUAAAAAAUGUAAAUCCUUGCCUGCUAUUUACAGACAAUAUAAUUUGUAUUCUCUCUCUCUCCUCAUACUUCUAAUACUAAAUUGGUUACUUGGUAUUUAACCUCUAUUCUUAAGCACAUCCACUAACUACUGGUAUUUCCUGGUACAUUUUCCUUUUAGGGCGAUUUUGCAUAAAGUCUCUUUUUAUAAAUAUUUAUAUCAGUAUAGCUUGGUGGAGCUCACUGUUAGCUUUAUCUUUCAACCUUGAUUCAACCUUAUUCAGACAUAGGAGUUAGCUUUAUAAAACUGUCUUUAAAUCUAUUUUGUGUUUUAUUGCAGGAUCUCUUAUUAUUACUUAUUCUGUUACAAGUUUGACAAUUUUAAUACAUCUACAAUGAAUAACUGUUUCUAAUAUAUCCAGGGUGUACACAGGUCUCACUUUAGGUGAACCAUUGUACAUGCUUUUGCACUAUUUUUUCUCAUUAAAUCUACUUAGGGUUAUGCCCUAAGAGACCCCUGGAGUCUCUCAUCGGUGGAAGGUAAUUGGAACAGGAUAGACACAAGUAUUUGUGCUGUAUCUUAUCCUGUUCCCAUAAUUUAUCCUGUCUUGUGUAUGUUUGUAUUUUAAGAAUGAGAGACAGAAUAACAAAAAAAAAAAAAAUCCAGAGAAAUGCAUAUCAAAAAAGUUGAUUUGCAUGUCAAUAAGUGAAAUAAGUAUUUGAUCCCCUAUAAAUCAGCAAGAUAUUAUGCUCCCAGGUUUCUUUUAUACAGGUAACAAGCUGAGAUUAGAAACUCUUAAAGGGAGGUCUCCUAAUCUCAGCUCGUUACCUGUAUAAAAAAAGACACCUGUCCACAGAAUCAAUCAAUCAAUCACAUUCCAAACUCCCCACCAUGGCCAAGACUGAAGAGCUGUCCAAGGAUGUCAGGGACAAGAUUGUAGACCUACACAAGGCUGGAGUGGGCUACAAGACCAUCGCCAAGCAGCUUGGUGAGAAUGUAACAACAGUUGGUGUGAUUAUUCGCAAAUGGAAGAAACACAAAAUAACUGUCAGUCUCCUUUGAUCUGGUGCACCAUGCAAGAUCUCACCGCAUGGAGUUUCAAUGAUCAUUAGAACGUGAGGAAACACCCGUAACUACACAGGAGGAUCUUGUUAAUGAUCUCAAGAUAGCUGGGACCAUACUCAAUAAGAAAACAAUUGGUAACACACUACGCCAUGAUGGAUUGAAAUACUGCAGCGCUUGUAAGGUUCCCGUGCUCAAGAAAGCACAUGUACAGGCUAAAGUUUACCAAUACAAAAUAGCUUCCACCAAAUCACCCGUGGAAUAAAAAGUUAAACUUAACUUUGGAUACUUGCUUCCCUUCAGUUACCUCCCAAAAUGGUAACUAUAUAAAAAGUAUAAUAUGGUACAUAUGGAAUAGGGAUCCAGCUUGUAUCACUAAAACAUAAAUAAAAAAUACAACAUAGCGUAAUACUGUUGUGGUCUUAUUAAUUGCCCAAUGGUUCAAGGUUACACUCACAGAUUUGUUGUAUAUAGUAAGCCUUCAGGUUGCCACCCCUAUAGGUAGGGAGGUAGGUCCUGUUCAUUUGUAGUAACGCCAAUCUGGAGAUCAAGAAGGUCACACUCUCCCAAUGGUUGAAAGUAGAAAACAAUGGAUUUAUUGGCAUAUAGUAAAAUUAAAAUAACAUAUUUUAAUUUAAUUUUACUAUAUGCCAAUAAAUCCAUUGUUUUCUACUUUCAACCAUUGGGAGAGUGUGAACUUCUUGGUCUCCAGAUUGGCGUUACCUACCCCCUUACCUAUAGGGGUGGCAACCUGAAGGCUUACUAUAUACAACAAAUCUGUGAGUGUAACCUUGAACCAUUGGGCAAUUAAUAAGACCACAACAGUAUUACGCCUAUGUUGUAUUUUUUAUUUAUGUUUUAGUGAUACAAGCUGGAUCCCUAUUCCAUAUGUACCAUAUUAAAGUUUACCAAUGAAUGUCUGAAUGAUUCAGAGGAGAACUGUCUGAAAGUGUUGUGGUUAGAUGAAACCAAAAUUGAGCUAUUUGGCAUUAACUCAACGCAUCAAGUUUGGAGGAGGAGGAAUGCUGCCUAUGACCCCAAGAACACCAUCCCCACCAUCAAACAAGGAGGUGGAAACAUUAUGCUUUGGGGGUGUUUUUCUGCUAAAGGCACAGGACAACUGCACCGCAUAACAGGGACGAUGGUCGGGGCCAUGUACUGUCAAAUCUUGGGUGAGAACCUCCUUCCCUGGGUUGUGGGUGGGUAUUCCAGCAUGAAUGCUGUGUGCAAACCUGGUGGGCAACCAGAAGAAACAUCUGACCUAUGUGAUUGCCAACAAGGUUUUUGCCACCAAGUACUAAGUCUAAGGGGUCAAAUACUUAUUUCACUCAUUGACAUGCAAAUCAAUAACUUUUUUGACAUUUGUUUUUCUGGAUUUUUUUUUGUUAUUCUGUCUCUCACUGUUAAAAUACACCUACCAUUAAAAUUAUAGACUGAUCAUUUCUUUGUCAGUGGGCAAACAUUCAAAAUCAGCAGGGGACCAAAUACUUUUUUCCCUCACUGUAUUACCAAGGGAAGAUGUGAAAGGCAAAAAAAAUAAAAAUAAGAUUGCAUCUACUAUCAACAUUAGUUGUAUAUAAUUCUGUGUAAAUAUGUUUUUUUUUCUUGAAGCUGUAUGAUAUCUGAAAGUUUUGUUCUCUUAUAGAAUGCUUCCAGGAUCACAUUUACAGUAAUGAAAGAAGAAGACCCAAGAACGCGAAGAACGUGAAGAACGCGAAGACAGCGAAGAACGCGAAGAACGCGAAGAACGUGAAGACAGGGAAUACUGUGAAGCGAUGAGCUCCUCAUCAUUGAAGUAAGCAAUAUAUUAUUUAAUGGCAUAUUACCUUUUGAUUUGGUUCAUCACAUGCCUGAUACCACAUACAUUACGGAUAACUAUUCUUGGGAUAAUCCAUUAGUCAACUGUUUUCAUGUGUAUAAUAUUCACUUUUGAUAUGUAUUUUAUGUAGUUUGUAUUUGGCCUAGAAGAGUAUAGGUUUGUUUAAUAUAUCUACCAUUAUCAAAUGUCUCUCUGGUGCUGGCCAUGCUUUAAGCUGUCUUUCUAUAUCAAGAAUUAAACCCUGACAUUUUGUGUGUCAGAAAGUGAUGAAAGAGUUAUGGUGCCAUGUGUUUUCUCAUAAAUUUAACUAAUUACAGAAAUUUAAUCUUUAGCAUCUGCUAAAGAUACUGAAAUUCCUUGUACUAACAAUACAUUUAUUAGCUCUUGUUUCUGUGUUGGUCCUAGACCCCAUAUAAUGAGUUUAUUCUGUCAUUAAGCCAUAGUUGUCCUGUUGUGACUCUUAUAUUUUAAUUAGAGGUGCUCCUUGUCCAUAAUGGGUUACAUUAAUACCAGUGCCUCUGUUCACUGUCUGCUGCAGUACUUGUUUUUGAGAAUGAUAAAAUAUGACAAUAUUGUAUAACGAGUUAAUGAAGCAAACAAAAAAACUGGCGAAAAAUGUACAAAAAGAAAUGAAUGCAUUUAUUUUUACAGCAAAUUAAUAAUCUUCUUUUAUUAAAAAAGAAUCUAUCACUGUAGAUAUUAAUUAUAAGCUAGUGGUGAUAUUUUAUGAAAAACUAGUUAAUAGUACCAUGAAAAAACAGAUUAUUGAUCAGAGUUAUGGUACAUUGUAAACCAAUUAGCAAAAUUAAUGUUUGUCACAACUUGGCUUCCUUUUUUUGAGCUAGGACCAGAAUGCAGGAUAGAAUGCACCUCUGCUAAUUACUGAUGUGUAAGAAACCCUUGAAUGGAAAGUGUCUUCUAGGGAGUAAGUGGUAGUGCUGGGGAUAACACAAACCAUAACAAAGGGGAUUGAAAAUUAACAGCUUGAAGAAACAUGACGUAGAAACUGAGGCUUGUUAAACACCACAACCAAUCAUAAGGAAACAGUGUGGUCAGGUGUAGUCUAAUCUUCAGAGCAGGUAGUGGAGAUUCAUAGUCCACAAGGCAAGUCAUGGGUCAGAUAUCCAUUCAUGUACAUUCUCUGCUGGUAAAAUAGAGGGACAAUUCCCACUCCCACCUCACCAUGAAAAUGGAAAGAAAAUUCACUUGUGGAGUAUUAAUUAUGAGAUGUUGUGACAUGUCCUGGUGGCAGCAACUGCUCACCUAAGUGGGGAGUCUGCACAUAUUACUGUGCACACACAGACUUACCUCACCACAAUUGUAACAUGUGUGUGCCUAAAACAGUGUGUUCAUGAAUAAUGUGUGUAGACUAUAUAGUUAAAUGCAUAUACACUUUACAUGUUUAAUGGCUAGGUGACCAAUUUAGCAGAAAUUAGGUCACUGAGCAAGCAGGUCCUUCCUACAGUGGUCAUUGCGGUCAGAUCUUUAGUAAAGUUCAUCUGUGACAAAGCAUAUUUAGAACCAAAGCUUCUACAUAAAUAUUUGCUACUGAAUGUAUAGGUCUAUGGGGAAAUAGUGUAUUAGUAAAAAGACCACUUUUAUAACAGCACCAAGCUACAGAAAUGUAUUGAAGAAAUAGCUUACAUAUUAAAAGCAUUGUAAAAGGAAUAUCACUGUAAUGAAUAAAUAAACAACUGGAAACUUAUGUUGUUUUGUCAUAUAAUUACAGCCUUGGGAAGCCACCAGAUACUUCUAAUUCAUCUUUAUUGCACUUUGAUUAAUUUCUUACAGAUACACAAUAUGGCCAAAAGUGUUCGGACACCUGACUGUGAUAAAAGAUUGUUGGACAUCACAUUCCCUUCAACAGCUAUAACAUCUGCCAUUCUUCAGGGAAGGCUUACCACAGAAUUUUGGGUUGUGUCUGUUGAAAUGUGUGCCUAUUCAGCCAGAAGAACAUUUGUGAGGUCCGGAACUAACGUUCGAUGAGAAGGUCUGACUCAGAAUCAGUGUUUAAAUUGAUCCCAAAGGUGCUCAGUGGGUUUAAGGUCGGGGCUCUGUGAAGGCCACUCGAGCUACACCAAACUCAUCAAACUGUAUCUUCAUGAAUCCCCCUUUGUGCAUAUAGACACAGUCACACUGGAACAUGAAAGCACCGUUUCCAAACGGUUGCCGCCAAGUUGGAAGUACCCAGUUGUCUAUAAUGUCUUUGUAUCCUGUAGCAUUAAGUUGAUCAUUCACUGAAACUAAGGGGCCUAGCACAAACUUUGAAAAACAGCCGCAGAUCAUUAUUACUUUUCCACAAAACUUUAAAGUAUGCACUAUGCAUUUCGGUAGCUAGCGUUCUCCUGGCAUCCGUUACACCCAGAGUCUUCCAUCAGAUCAUCAGAUAAUGAAGCACCAUAUUCUAGAGAACGCAUUUCCAGUGGAGUCCUGCAUUAGCCAACUCCAGUUGGCCUGGCAUUGCACAUGUGGAUGUGAGGCUUGUGUACAGCUGCUCAGCCAAGGAAACCAUUUUCAUGAGUUCCUGAUGCAGAGUUCCCAUGCUGAUGUUACUCCCAGAGGAAAUUUAGAACUCUGUAGUUAGUACUGGAACGUAUUAUUACAGAUACACGUUUUAGCAUUGGGCACCCUCAAUCUUUUAAUAUGUGGAUUAUUGCUUUGAGACAGGGCUAUUGUUGCUUCUAGAUGCUACCACCUCACAAUGAUAGCACUUACAGUUGCUGGGGCAGAACUACUACUGCAGAAAUUUCACAAACUGACUUAUUCCAAAGGUGGCAUCCUAUGACAAUGCUAUGUAUAAAGUUACUGAGAUCUUCAAUGCAACAUAUUGUACUACAAAUGGUAGUCUAUUGAGUUUUCAAGGCUUUGUGCUGAAUGUUAUGCACAUAUUAGUAAUGGGCAAGGUUGAAACAUCUGAACUCAGUAAUUAGUAUGGAUGUUCACAUAAAUUUGGCCAUAUAGUGUAUUUUAUUUAUUUAUGUUAAUGUAAAUAAUAAACAAUGUUAUUAAAAGUAUAAAUACAAUGUCCUGUAACAU
Pelobates cultripes (western spadefoot toad) is the source of this 19216-nucleotide messenger RNA. NCBI's taxonomy places the organism in Eukaryota, Metazoa, Chordata, Amphibia, Anura, Pelobatidae. The record is from the annotation of a GenBank genome assembly.